This is a messenger RNA of Brassica oleracea var. oleracea, 1572 nucleotides long. RefSeq lists its product as uncharacterized. NCBI's taxonomy places the organism in Eukaryota, Viridiplantae, Streptophyta, Magnoliopsida, Brassicales, Brassicaceae. The coding region runs from base 51 to 1379 and encodes 442 amino acids. Gene Ontology annotation, molecular function: protein binding. The transcript has 2 exons. The record is from RefSeq and is a predicted model, not a curated record.
UCGAAUCAAAAACAAAAUCACAAAAAUCCUCAGCAAGAGAAGAGAAAAAAAUGGCUUCCACCCUUCAGCCGGAGAUGGACAACGACUCAAUGGCAUCAUCGCCGAGAUCGGAGUAUGAUAAUCAGCCACGUGUACGGUUCAUGUGCACUUUUGGAGGAAGGAUCUUGCCUCGUCCACCCGAUAAUCAACUCAGCUACGUCGGCGGCGACAAUCGUAUGAUCGCCGUUCACCGUAACACUAGUUUUGCCUCUCUACUCAACAAACUUGCUAAACUCUCCGGUAAAAGCAACAUCAGCGUGAAGUACCAGCUACCAAACGAAGAUCUUGACGCGUUGAUCUCGGUAUCAACGGACGAGGAUGUAGAGAACAUGAUGGACGAAUACGACCGCGUCGCACAGAAUCAAAAUCCCCGAUCCUCUCGUCUCCGUCUCUUCCUCUUCACCAAUAACAUCGCCGGAGAAGAUGAUAACGAUAGUCGAGCAAGCAGUAUCAGCUCUCUCCUCGAUAGCUCCGUCAAUCGAGAGCAAUGGUUCCUCGACGCUCUCAAUCUCGGCUCCUCCGCCGUAUCCAACGGUGGUUCUGGCAAAGGUUUCGAGCGCGUCAGAUCUGAAGUCUCCUCGAUCGUCUCCGAAGUUCCUGAUUACCUCUUCGGGUUGGAUACUUUCGACGAGACCGCGCCGCCGCACGAGCUCCGUGAUCGUGAUCCGAGGGCUAAGAUCCGACGAGAAGUCUCGACGCUUUCGGAUCCUGGCUCGCCUCGCCGCGAUGUUCCUUCGCCGUAUGGUUCGACCUCUUCGGCUCCUGUGAUGCGGUCAUCUACACCGGAACUUCAACCAGUUCAAACUAAACCGGAUAGUCCAGAACCGGUUUCGACUCCAAAAUCUGAUCCUCAACCGGAGCAAGUUAUUCAACAGAGUAAUCUUCCGGUUAACCCACAGUGGCAAUAUUCCCCUGGCCCACAGGUUCAUUACCAGCAACCGGUUUAUUAUGUUCCUAGUUCGGUUCAACCGGGGAAUCAUAUGGUUCAACCGGGCAAUCAUAUGAUUCAACAAGUCAACCAUAUGGUUCAGCAGGGUAAUCAUAUGGUUCAACCCGUUCAAAUGCCGGGUCAGUAUGUUCCACAAUACCAUCAUUUGCCUAUGGGAUACCAUCACCAACCUCAGACUCAUCGGAUUCCUGGUCCUGGUCUGGGUCAAGUAUAUGGUGGAACUGCUAGGCCGGUUAUGAUGGCAGUUGAUGGAGUUAACCGGCCGGCUUAUUAUGAUAUGAAAACACCAGGUCCGGUUCAGAUGUAUCACAAUCACCCUGGCAUGGUUGUUCCUGGUAUGGAAGGACAAUACAGAACCGAAACGGAUUCUGAUCCGGGUCGCGCUUCUUAACGGGUUGAAGAGAAAUGAGAAAAUAAUCAUUGUCCUUGAAGGCGCGUCUAUGUGUGAACUGUGUAUUACAUUUUUUCUACUUUAUUUAAAAUUUCUUUUUUUUGGUGUAAUUUUGUCAAUCGUGUAUUACAAGCUACGAUGAACAAUGAAACCCAAUACAAAUCCUAUCAUUUAUAAAUAAUGAAGUAUGUUU